AUGGCGAAGAAGAAAAGCGCACGCCACACUUCUGUCUCCGCUGCCACUGCGGAUGGUGGCGCCACCUCUGUCAACGAGGACCUCCGUCCUGUCUUCGCCGCAUCGACGCGCAUCAUCACGGCUCAGGAGGCGCUGUACGCAACGCUGGAGCAGCUCGACUCCAUCGCGCAGGAGGCGCACGCGUACAUGCAGCAGCUAAAGGCUGCCGAACUGAACAGUGCUGUGGCGGAGACGACCUCACCGCCUCUCAAGCGCGCGCGUGAUGACCGGGUGGGUGGAGAGGCGCAUCUGAAAGCCUCCACUGCAGUCAAGGGCAGUCGCCUUGACGUCUUUGCUGCCAUGUCUGCCUUGCAGUAUCAAGGCCUCUGUGCAGCGGUGGUAGCCUACGGGCUGCAACUCCUGCCGUCGCUGGAAGACAUCCUGAAGCGGGUGGCGCUGGCUGUGCUGACGCCGUGGCUGUCCACCCCAGAGGCGUGGGAAACGCUAGCAAUGCUGUGCACCACGUACCGCGCCGGUGCCGCCCACGCAUUGACUGAGCUGCUGGAGAGCCUCCUGCGGGAGCCUGGGGUGCUCUUGCUGGAUGCGCCGCAGCUCGUGCCGCCGUGGUACGCAGAGGCCUUUGUGCACGUCCUGCCUUCGGCGAUGGCGUCGAACACGUCCACCGCAGCCCUCGGUGGCUUGCUGGUGUUCGCCGAGGACCAGCGGCUGCGGGAAGAGCCGGCCGAAUCUGUCCAGCAGGCGGCGCGCAUUCACACUGACCGGACGGCGCGGAAGUUGCGUGCCCUGGUGGACAUGCUCUACGCGGCCGGCGGGUAUGUGCCAGCAGUUACCUUGCAGCAGGCGGCACUGCGGCAUGCGAUCGAGGUGGUAGAGGACGGUGUGCUGCCGUGCUACCUCAGCGAGCAGGAAUACAGCGGAGCCUUCAACACAGCUUCCACGUUACCGGGGACGGCAGGGGAUGCAACCGGCGCGGCGGUGCUGCGCUGGGGUGUGCCGGCCGCCUGGCACGCAGCCAGUCUUCAGCUGCUCGAAGCCUUCCUCUUCAUAUGCCGACCCGGACUCCCAGCGCAGCUGCUGGCGACGACGACGCGCGCGAUUAACGUCCUCGCCGCGCGUCUACAUCGGGGAGUGCCGGUGCUGAGCGCAGCGGAGGAACCAAGUUUGACGGUCGAGCCCAGCCAAGAUGGAGGCAAGAAGGCUACGUCGGCGGCGUUACCACUGCUUCCAGUGACAGCCGCGGUCGGGGCUGCAGUAGUGCGCCUCGGUCACGUUCUGCAGCUUCUCCGCCACCCAGUCGCACUGCCGCCGCUCCAGCCAGCGCAGUUGGUGGUGGAGAAAGCAAAGCGGCGCACAUUUGUGCCUGCAGGGCCCCCUGUAGAAACGGUGACCACGCCGAGCGCGCAUGUAAUGACGCCACCGCCGCAACGGCAGCUGUGGCCUGUCGCGUCGACCGUUGCGGCUCCCGCUCCGGCAGAUGCAAAGGAGAUCACUAUUAGUGCAGUACCUGCAGUGGCCGCAGCUUCGACUCGCACGCCAGCGCAAAAGUACGUGCCGCCGGUGGCCACUCCACCAGCGCCGCAGCCUGUAAAGUCGGCGCCACACCCGAAGUUGCUCGCCGCGGUGGACAAUACCGACGACGACAUCCCCGACAUAGUGAUGGACGACUGA
Molecule: messenger RNA, 1668 nt
Organism: Leishmania braziliensis MHOM/BR/75/M2904
Lineage: Eukaryota; Euglenozoa; Kinetoplastea; Trypanosomatida; Trypanosomatidae
Exons: 1
Coding region: 1-1668 (555 amino acids)
Source: RefSeq, a predicted model, not a curated record